Cladophialophora psammophila CBS 110553 is the source of this 3624-nucleotide messenger RNA. RefSeq lists its product as uncharacterized. Gene Ontology annotation, cellular component: nucleolus. Gene Ontology annotation, biological process: maturation of LSU-rRNA from tricistronic rRNA transcript (SSU-rRNA, 5.8S rRNA, LSU-rRNA); maturation of 5.8S rRNA from tricistronic rRNA transcript (SSU-rRNA, 5.8S rRNA, LSU-rRNA). Lineage: Eukaryota; Fungi; Ascomycota; Eurotiomycetes; Chaetothyriales; Herpotrichiellaceae. The coding region runs from base 1 to 3624 and encodes 1207 amino acids. The transcript is spliced from 2 exons. The record is from RefSeq and is a predicted model, not a curated record.
AUGUCUGUAGCCAAUGGAGAAAGAUCGCGGAAACGGAGAAAGGUGGAAGCCGAUGCUCCUUUGAAUACCACUUCCAUCAGCAGUUCAGAUCAACUCCACCAGCUGCUCCAGUUUUCGCCUUCGACGUCUCCGGAGGAUAUAAAAGCAGCGGUCAAUCGAUUUACAGAAUUUCUCUCCAAUUUUGCAAACGAGGAAUCGCCAGAAGGGACUCGCCAGCUGAAGGUGUUGAAGAAGUACUGUGACGAGCAAUCCUCAGCUUCACACGAUCAACUCGAUUUCGCCAAUCUUUUGUCCGCAUGGUCCAAUGCCAGUCAGUCCAACGCAGAAGCCGUGCUCGCCGCCAUUCCUCGUUGUCUUGCACAAUUCUUCGAGACGAUCUCGAGCCAUGUCGAGUUUCGGGAAUUCGGGAUCUCCUUGUGCCACAGCCUGCUGAAACGAGACCAGCUGCGAAUCAUCGAUCGAAGCUUAUCGUCUCCAAGAUCCAAGGAACAUCUCAUCACGCCGUGUCUGCAACUCUUGACAGAAAUCAUCAGUUUUGACGGUGGCGCCCUCGCAAGCAAUGUCUUCAGUCGACGCGAUUUCCUCUAUCGGAGGCUCGAGGGAAUCCUUAGCCAGACGCCAGCAACUUUGAUCGAAGGAUCCUCGGUAACUGCACAGCAGGUGUCUUUGGAGUUCAUUCUAGCAAAUCUUAGGUACCUUGACUCCACCUCCAAGUCCGAGCUCAUUACGCAUGGUAAAACAAUCUUCUUGGCAGUCCGCAAUUUGCCCAACUUGCCGGUAGAUAUUGUCAUCAAUAUCUUGAAGGGCUUGGAGAGGUCGAUCAUUGGGGAUGGGAAUCUCAGCAAGCAAAUAAAGAUUCGAUGCUUCAACUCUGGGGUCUUAUCGGCGCUCGCUAAGCUGUACGGUUACAAGACCCAGGGAAAUGAUGGUCCUGCGGUAGAAGUACGGAAUGCUCUUCAACAGCUGCUGUUGCAAGUUUGCACAACCCCAAAGGGAGUCUUACUUGCUCAAUCAGGUUGGUAUCCUACCGGGACAAACCCCGAAACUCCGGGGCAAGACGAGAAUAUGAUUGAUCUGGGCCUGGACUCUCCAUUCUACUUUGAUGACUACGCUGAAAAAGUACCAGUCAAAAAUGGGGCACUGUCUGCUUUUAUCCAAACUCUGAGACCCGAAAGUGACGUCCAGCAAGCUGACCUUAUCGUGGCAUUAUUCAAUGCCGCCCCUGAACUCGUGGCCGACUACCUCACCAAAAAGCCAAAAUUCGUUGUCCCUCCAGGAGACGAUCCAAAAUGGCGCGGCCAGUUCGCUUUCCUGUUCUCCGUGGUUCAACUACCUGUGCCGCAGAACUGCGGCUGGGAUGAAAAGCUGCCUUUGAACCCCCCUCCACUGUCGGUUGUCAUUGAGAGUAUCCUCCCACGACCGCUAGAUCGAGCUACGAUCGGAAAGUGCCUCCGGAUGAAUGACGAGAUCAUGACCAUUUCGGCAACACGAUUAUUGACCAUGGCUUUCGAAAAGCUCGACUCGGUUCUCAAGGUCUUCGAAAAGGCACCAGCAGAGUCCCAUUUAUGGAAACAAGCGUCCGGCAAACUGAUCAGUCUUUUUGUCGAGCGUAUCCCACCCCUUCAAGACGUCAUUACCGCUCUUCAAAAGCUGGAAAAGGAAAAUGAGCCAACACGCACGGUAGUACUUGAGUGUAUCGCCGCAUAUCACACCAUCCUACCUUCUAUAACCGCGGGUUCAAAAUUCGACUUCGGUGUACCUUUGAGCAAAGGGCUCCAAUCUUUAGAAUCUGACGCGCUGGAUACCGCAACAAAGGACAUCGUACUGGGCCAAAUAGUGCAUAUAAUGCAAAUUGCGUACAUAUCACCCGCGACGAAGUGGUUUCACAAAGCCGCAUCGGAAGAUGUGUCACUGAUUGUGCAGCUACUCAGACGUUGUGUCAAAAACCCCGACAAGCUUGUCACGAAAGAAGCCCUCCCUAUUCUCAAAGGGGUGUUGACCAACAAGGGAAUAUUGAACACCAAUGUCCGAUCUACCGAUGCGCUGAUAUCGAGCCUUAAUGCGACAAAGAAAUGGCAGCCAGAGCUUGUCGCUUAUCAGUUUCUGGACAACUGCAUGUCACGCACGGUGCAGAGACCCGUCAAGUAUCUGGAUCAGCUUGAACAAGCCCAGCAGUUUUUGUCCGAUUCGACACCUCUAAGUCUCCUUGCGUGCUGCGUGGCAGAGCAGUGGAUACAUUUGUUGAAGAAAGAAAAGAAGCAGGGCAUCAAGAAUGUUGCGGAGUGGGUCGCCGGGUUUUUCUCUGCCCUUGAUUCUGCAGGCGAGAAUUAUCGCGUCAUGAUGCACUUGAAGGAGGAAAUGCUGAAGCAAUGUGAUGGGAAUGAGAAGGCAAAAGAAACAUUGGAAAAGGCGUUUGAGAAGCAGCGCAAGAGACAUGUUGUUUUAUCAGGGGAACAUCUUGGCGAAGCAGAUAGCAAAGAGCGCGAGGUCCCUGAGGGUGGUGCAGAUGGCCCAGCACAACAGCAGCAUGCUGGCGACCUGGAUCUCGUUGAAAACUUCCCUCCACCGCCCGCCAUUCCAACAUCUCUGGCCGGCCUCGACCGCUGGACGAAACCGGAUUUCGAAUCUGAGAUUCAAACAGGCCGCCUCGCCAAUCUGAUCCGCUCUCUCAUCUCUCCUGAGCCCGAAGUCCGACUUCAAGCAUUCCAUAUCCUCCAACAUAUCAUACACGCCGUCCAACAGUCCAGCUACGACGAGAAGACACAACUCUACCUUCUUCUAGGCGAAUUGUGCGAGACGAUCAAAAGCCAUGUCCUCUCGAACUCACAGCCCACAGCAACUGCUCCACCACCACCACCCUCCAUAGUGGCGGAAUUAGCGAUCCACUUCCUCCCAACCAUCUCUGACCCGUCGUCCCCAUUCUACCGCAAAACCAACUCCUUCCUCCUCCGCGCCCCCCAAUGGUCCGUGCCACACAUUCUUCCUUACUGGCUCAAGGAGACAUUCCUCACCGAGCCCGAGAUUGAUGAUCCAGACAUCCCCGCGACGUUUCAGCAAGGCAGUGGUGGUGGUAGCGGCGGAAAUAUCAACGCUCAAGCGCUGGAAAUCGAGCAUUUCCUCGACCUACUCCUCAAAUCCCUCCGGACAGAGACGGACAUGGACCUACUCCGUCGCGCACAGGUGUUCACGAGAUUGUUUUCGCACUACCUUGCGCCUGUCUGCACCAAAGCCAUCCGGACGAAGAUCCUGAGGGUCGUCCACUUCGCCACGCGGAUAAAAGGCGGGAGCGAGACGCUCAUUACGCGCACGGGGGUCAGGGAGUGGCUGUCCGUCGCGAAGACGCUCAGGGGACAUAGCGGGCAUGGGAUCGCGGGGUUUGGGAAGAUGGACCACGAGCUGGUCGGGCUGGUGCAGGCGGUCGAGAUGCAGGUGCUGGGCACUUCUGAUGCUGAGGCGAUCGCGCGGUGGGAGGCUGAGAGGAGGGUGUUUAGGGAGGCCGAGCACGCUGCGAAGGACAAUAGAGAGGAGAAGCAGGAUCUUGCGAGCAAAAUCCGAGCGGAAGGUGCGCGUGGUGAGAGCGAGAGCGAGAGCGAGAACGAGAACGAGGAUGAAGAUGGACGAUGA